Megachile rotundata (alfalfa leafcutting bee) is the source of this 1380-nucleotide messenger RNA. It is a transcript of the gene RpL3, whose product is annotated as ribosomal protein L3. Gene Ontology annotation, molecular function: RNA binding; structural constituent of ribosome. Gene Ontology annotation, cellular component: ribosome; cytosolic large ribosomal subunit. Gene Ontology annotation, biological process: translation. NCBI's taxonomy places the organism in Eukaryota, Metazoa, Arthropoda, Insecta, Hymenoptera, Megachilidae. The record is from RefSeq and is a predicted model, not a curated record.
UAGUGGUAAGCCUGGUUCGUCGUCACAGUAUAAAAGGAAGUUACAGGAAGUGCUUCCUCCAUUUUCAUCGUCGUUGGCAAGAUGUCACAUAGAAAAUUCAGUGCACCCCGCCAUGGGUCUAUGGGAUUCUAUCCCAAGAAAAGGUCUCAAAGACAUCGUGGUAAAGUUAAGGCCUUCCCUAAAGAUGACCCGAGCAAACCAGUUCAUCUAACGGCUUUUGUUGGUUAUAAGGCGGGUAUGACUCACGUGGUGAGAGAAGCCGAUCGUCCUGGCUCAAAGGUAAACAAGAAAGAAAUUGUGGAAGCAGUGACUAUUCUUGAAACACCACCUAUGAUUGUGGUUGGUGUAGUUGGAUACAUUGAAACUCCACAUGGUCUACGUGCUCUUACAACAGUUUGGGCUGAACAUCUUUCAGAGGACUGCCGUAGGAGAUUCUAUAAGAACUGGUACAAGAGCAAGAAGAAGGCAUUUACAAAGGCUUCCAAAAAAUGGCAAGAUGAUCUUGGUCGUAAAUCCAUUGAAAGUGAUUUUAAAAAGAUCAUUAAGUAUUGCAAGGUCGUCCGAAUUAUUGCUCAUACCCAGAUGAAACUCUUGAGACAACGACAAAAGAAAGCUCACAUCAUGGAAAUCCAAUUAAAUGGUGGAACCAUUGAACAGAAGGUACAGUGGGCACGUGAACAUCUUGAGAAACCAGUACCUAUUAGUAACGUCUUUGCUCCUGAUGAAAUGAUAGAUGUAAUAGGUGUGACAAAAGGAAAAGGAUACAAAGGUGUUACAUCACGUUGGCAUACAAAGAAGUUGCCACGCAAAACGCACAAGGGUUUGAGGAAAGUUGCUUGUAUCGGAGCUUGGCAUCCAAGCCGUGUGUCCUUCACGGUAGCACGUGCAGGUCAAAAAGGUUACCAUCAUCGUACAGAAAUGAACAAGAAGAUUUAUAGAAUUGGACAAGGAAUUCACACGAAGGAUGGCAAGAUUGUAAAGAACAACGCAUCGACGGAGUACGAUCUUACAGAAAAAACGAUAACUCCCAUGGGUGGUUUUCCUCAUUAUGGUGAAGUAAAUAACGAUUUCGUUAUGAUUAAAGGAUGUUGUAUGGGACCAAAGAAACGUGUGAUCACGUUACGCAAGUCCUUGUUGGUACAUACUAAACGAGCUGCACUGGAGAAGAUCAAUCUCAAAUUCAUCGAUACCAGCUCCAAAUUUGGACAUGGUCGCUUCCAGACAGCAGCUGAUAAAGUAUCAUUUAUGGGUCAGCUUAAGAAGGAUCGCAUUCGUGGAGAACAAGCACAUGCCACAACCUCGGCGCCUGCAGCUGAUCCUGCUCUGUAAAUUUUGCAUAUUAUAAAUUAUAUGCAAUAAAUAAAAAAAAAUUUCAUGAAA